Molecule: messenger RNA, 540 nt
Organism: Salvelinus fontinalis (brook trout)
Lineage: Eukaryota; Metazoa; Chordata; Actinopteri; Salmoniformes; Salmonidae
Exons: 3
Coding region: 43-540 (165 amino acids)
Source: RefSeq, a predicted model, not a curated record
CUGCAUUGUAAUUAGGCAACCAUUCAAUGAUUGUCUAAAAACAUGGAUGAGGAACUUGCCAGUGCUGAUGUGUCCAUGAGUUUUCAGUGCCCAUCUCCCUCAGAGUUUGACAGAGGCUUCUUGGACCAGAGUUUGUCUGUGUCUGCUCUGUCACUGAUGGGACAGUCCACAUCGGUGCUGCCUCCAAAUAGAAUUGUUGUUGAGUACUAUGGUUCCAAACAAUCUCUCCUGGCCUCCCUGGGUCAGUCUCCCAACCCUGUGUCCCCCUCUCAAGCCAUGAACCUGAACUCUAAGGAGGCUACACAAACACCACGGCUCACUAUACCUGUAGAGAGCAAGUCCUCUACUCCCGCUGAGCAGGUCCUCCUCCAGAAACCCAAACUAGCCUGCCCAUUGGAUCUGUCCUACAUUGAUCUGACUGCCUCGCAGGUUGCCUGGGAGGUCUCCCUAAUCCGACCUGAGACCAACAGUCCAAAACCGAUCCUUGAGUCAAGCACAGGACAACCAGAGGUCCUGGAAGGAGGUCACUAUGGGUUCUAG